AUGCAUCUCCUCUUACUCUGGCUGCUGGUGCUUCUGCCUCUGGGGAGGGCUGCCUGGCCCCUGGAUGGCCGCCAGAGUCAGAAUUCCGUUUCUCUGGUGCUCCUAGAAAGGAAUCGCAGGGAGCUUCCCAUGGGCAACCAUGAGGAGGCUGAGGAGAAGCCAGAUCUGUUUGUUGCAGUGCCACACCUGAUAGGUGCCAGUGCUGCAGGGCAAGGCCACAGACAGAGAGAGAAGAUGCUGUUCAGGUUUAGCAGAUUCUGGAAGAAAUCUGAGAGAGAACUGCACCCAACCCAAGACCCUGUCAAUGAGCACUUUCCACUUGGGACUCAGGCUCUCACUCAGUCAAAGGAUCGGAUGCAAAUGAAGAAGUCUCCUCUUCAGGAAGAAGCCAAGAAAUUCUGGCACCACUUUAUGUUCAGAAUGAGUCCGGCUUCUCAGGGAGUCAUCUUGCCCAUAAAAAGCCAUGAAGUGCAUCAGGAGACCUGUAGGACAGUGCCUUUCAGCCAGAGUAUCACCCAUGAAGACUGUGAGGAAAUAGUUGUACAGAACAAUCUUUGCUUUGGGAAAUGUGGGUCUAUUCGUUUUCCUGGAGCUGCACAGCACCCCCAUACCUUCUGCUCCCACUGCUCGCCUGCCAAGUUCACCACGAUGCACUUGUCACUGAAUUGCACUGGCCUUGGCCCUGUGGUCAAGGUGGUGAUGCUGGUAGAGGAGUGCCAGUGCAAGGUGAAGACAGAGCACCACGAGCAUGGACACCUCCUACAGGCAGGCUCCCAGGCAGAAUUUCCUGCCCAGGAUCCUUUCACCCCAGGAUUCUCAACUUAA
This is a messenger RNA of Pteropus alecto (black flying fox), 825 nucleotides long. It is a transcript of the gene CER1, whose product is annotated as cerberus 1, DAN family BMP antagonist. The record is from RefSeq and is a predicted model, not a curated record. Bases 1 to 825 code for a protein of 274 amino acids. NCBI's taxonomy places the organism in Eukaryota, Metazoa, Chordata, Mammalia, Chiroptera, Pteropodidae. Gene Ontology annotation, biological process: signal transduction involved in regulation of gene expression; determination of heart left/right asymmetry. Gene Ontology annotation, molecular function: morphogen activity. The transcript has 2 exons.